AUGACGACUGGAUCAAAUGAUUUCUACUAUUCGAACAAGUACGAGGACGAUGAAUACGAGUAUAGACACGUUCAUGUCACCAAGGAUGUCGCCAAACUGAUUCCAAAGAAUCGUCUGAUGUCGGAAACCGAAUGGAGAAGUCUCGGAAUUCAGCAGUCUCCCGGAUGGAUUCACUACAUGAUUCAUGGACCAGAACGUCACGUGCUUCUCUUCCGUCGGCCAUUGCCAAACGCUCAGAAGACAGUUCGAGGUGGUGGUGGAACGUCUGCUGUUGGAGUUCGCUAG
Molecule: messenger RNA, 285 nt
Organism: Caenorhabditis briggsae
Lineage: Eukaryota; Metazoa; Nematoda; Chromadorea; Rhabditida; Rhabditidae
Gene: Cbr-cks-1
Product: Protein CBR-CKS-1
Exons: 2
Coding region: 1-285 (94 amino acids)
Biological process (GO): regulation of mitotic cell cycle
Cellular component (GO): SCF ubiquitin ligase complex; cyclin-dependent protein kinase holoenzyme complex
Molecular function (GO): ubiquitin binding; protein kinase binding; histone binding
Source: RefSeq, a predicted model, not a curated record